This is a messenger RNA of Phycomyces blakesleeanus NRRL 1555(-), 393 nucleotides long. RefSeq lists its product as hypothetical. Gene Ontology annotation, biological process: termination of RNA polymerase I transcription; DNA-templated transcription. The coding region runs from base 1 to 393 and encodes 130 amino acids. Lineage: Eukaryota; Fungi; Mucoromycota; Mucoromycetes; Mucorales; Phycomycetaceae. The transcript is spliced from 4 exons. The record is from RefSeq and is a predicted model, not a curated record. Gene Ontology annotation, cellular component: RNA polymerase I complex. Gene Ontology annotation, molecular function: DNA-directed RNA polymerase activity; zinc ion binding; nucleic acid binding.
AUGACUGACACAACCAUCACUCCCUUGUCCAACGUCAUUGGAUCGCUUGUAUUUUGCCCAGAAUGUGGUAACCUACUGGACAUGGCCGGUGGUGAUGAUGAUAUUCUUCUUUGCAACCAAUGUAGCUUUGCCUACAAAACAGCUGGUGAUGAAUCCACAAAGGUUGUCACAACUUCUUCUGAACGUGCUUUCCAAUCCAAACUGAAAAACAAGCGUCAUUUGGUUCAGCAGAGCAACCAAAAGGAGGCUGAAGCUAUGAUCAAAGAGAAGUGCCCGAGCUGCGGAAACGACGAGAUGGCCUACCAUACUAUGCAGCUACGCUCUGCCGAUGAAGGCCAGACAGUAUUUUACAACUGCAAGAAAUGCGGUUACAAGUACAAGCUCAACUCUUAA